This is a messenger RNA of Hydra vulgaris (swiftwater hydra), 1265 nucleotides long. RefSeq lists its product as uncharacterized. The record is from RefSeq and is a predicted model, not a curated record. Lineage: Eukaryota; Metazoa; Cnidaria; Hydrozoa; Anthoathecata; Hydridae.
ACGUGCGUAUCUGGCUAUUUACGGCACCGAUUUGUAAGUAAAAAACUGUGACCGUUUUUUUCACAGCGUGCUCGAAGUCGGUGUGUGCAUCAUGGGACCUAAAAAGAAAACAAAUCUAUUUUAUGGUAAAGCUAAAUCUUAUUUAGUUUGUAAUUUUCCAAUACCAGCUCAUUUAAAUAUGGGCUGUAGAAAUGGACAUGUACUGCAUAUAUUGGCAACUAACAAUGAUUCAUACCAAGUAACUGUAGAACUAAUCAGUAAGUAUUUUAACAUCAACAUUUCUCCCAAUCAGAUUCUGCAACUAGUUAGAAAAUCAAAAGUCUUUGUAAAAGCUUUUUCACGAAAUUCAAAACAAUUUAUUGACAUCUGCAACAUGCUCUUUGAAUACCAACCAACAACAUCUGCUGUGACUCAAACAUCACAGUUAAUCACAACCUCUAAUCACAUUGCUACGUGUUCUUCAUUUUUUUCUCAGCAAAUCACUGUUUCGUCUCUAUCAAAUAGUGACUCUUCUCAAGAAUCAAUAUCCAGGUUGAGAGCUGACCAGGUUAGUCCCAGGAAAAAGAUUAUGAGAAAGACAUUAACCAUUUUGGAAAACGAAAUCGCAGUUAAAAAGAGAAAACAUAAAAAAGAUCUUAAAGGUUUAAGAGAAAAGGCAAAGGCUAGACCAUACAGAUUAAAAUAUCUAAAUCAAGUUAUUGCUCGUAAGGAAAAGAUAAUUCAUCAACUUAGAAAAAAAUUAAAAUAAAAAUUUUUUAAAUAUACAGUUAAAAAAACUUCAAAAUCAAAUUUUUUAUUUAAAACAACAGUUAACAUUCACCGAAACCAAGUUUUUUAAUCAAAAGACAAUGUUAUCCCAACAACUUGCUGACAAAAAUUCUGCAAUUCUUGUACUUCAAAAUGACAUACUGGUUUUACAGGAAAAGUUAGAAGAUAUUCAGCAAGUAACACAAAACACCAAAAAUGAAAAAUGCUACUCAGCAGAUAUCAGAACACUUAUAUAUGACAUGCUUGUGUGCCAAGUUCCUACACAUAGUGUGCCAUCUCUGCUCCAUAAAAUUGGAGAACAUACUGGCUAUCAAUUUAGUCAAAUUCCACAUCGGACAACUGUAGAACAAAUGAUGCGUGAGCUUGGUGUUCUUUCAGACUUACAGACUGCUGAGAUAGCAUUUACAACGAAAGAUCUGACACUUGGUUUUGAUGCAACAACCCAGGAGGGUGUUCAUGUAAAUGCUGUGCACUUAACAACCGAAUCAGUAUGUAUG